Messenger RNA from Verruconis gallopava, 2734 nucleotides. RefSeq lists its product as uncharacterized. The record is from RefSeq and is a predicted model, not a curated record. Lineage: Eukaryota; Fungi; Ascomycota; Dothideomycetes; Venturiales; Sympoventuriaceae. Gene Ontology annotation, molecular function: lipid binding. The transcript has 2 exons. Bases 304 to 2532 code for a protein of 742 amino acids.
GUCUGGUCCUCUUCGUCCAUUGUCGUCGUCAUCGACAGCCGUCGUGAAAACAUGUGACUUCCAGCCUUGCGGAAUCGCAGUCUAGGCCCAAGACAUGCAAGCGCGGGAAAUCCCCAAGCCCAUCCAGGCUCUGGGCACCCAGUAGCGGCUGCUGCCCCUCGUACGUCACAAAUACACAAUCAGGCAGUCGAGUUGGUACAUACAUUUUGCCCGCGCUCCUGGUCGCGUCCACUUUUCACCAUAAUCCCUCCAGAAAUGAUCACCAGCCUUAUCGUCCAUUGACGAUCCCAUCACCCGCUGGCCAUGUCGUCGUGUUUGGGACGGCGCAAAGCGCGCGCCGAGGACGAGGAGAAUGCACCGCUGAUUCCGCAAUAUCGCGAUGACACCAUGCUUCAGCGGGAGCUGCACCAGAAGCUCCAUACCUAUCAGAUGCUCCGAGCUCUCGGCCAGGGCUACAUGCCGUCGAACGAGCAGCUCGUCGUCCAUCUACGCACCUUGCUUGCCGCCGACAUCUUGAAUCCGGAUCUGCCCAAUCUGAGCGACUCCGGCCGCCUUCUCGUCAGGUACGCCAAGCAGUUGCUCGGCCAGUUCAUGCAGCUGCUGCAGAACAAGAACGGCAACGAUCAGAUCCAGGACUUCCUCUGGUAUCUCUCCAAGGCGAAAGUGUCGGUCGACGUAGACGACAUCGCCCAACGCGCCUCCAGGGCGAAGAGCAAGGCCGAUACAGCUGCAGCGUAUCGUAGCUUGCAGACCGUUGGCUCCCUGCUGCUCACCAAUUCGGACUUUCGCUUAUUCCUGUCGGACCUGAACGUGGUCGCGCGAGAGGUGUUCAAAGACACUGCCUUUGCACUCUCCGGGGCUGCGGAAGAAGCAGGAAAGAAACUCGAACCGUCGGAAGACGAACAGCAGAAGCUUAAACAACCCGGAGGCGAUGAUGGACCGCGGCCGUCAGGUGACGAGCUUGGCAAGGCAAGUGCCGAGGUUGCAGACGUCGUCCUGAACGGUGCUUCGCAGGUCGCUGAGCAGGCCAAGGAGAGCGUGGCCGACAAGCUGAGUGGGGAUGAAGGACGCACGCUGCUGCACAGGCUCAAGCAGGCCGUGUUGAAGCUUCGCCAGCGACAGGACUAUUCCGACUCCGUCUCGACCAUCUCGCUGCUGAUCAAACGCUACGCGCAGGUGUACUCCCGGGCCGUUCAGGAGACGGUCGAGACGGCAGAGGAGGAUGUCCACGAGAACGCCGCAACAGAUCGGGCCAUCAAGAACUUGUAUUCCUUUGUUCGGUCCUUUGGCGACGCCAAGCAGUGGGACGAACUCGAGAGCAGGUUCAAGCAGUUGCUGAGUCACAAGGACAGCGACCCCGAAUUCGAGAAGUUCAUGAACGAUGUUGGAACUUCCAUCGAGAAGCUGCUGACGGAGCCGGCCUUCUUUGACCAGGCGGAGGAGAAGUUCGAGGAGCUCAAGCAGAAGUCAAAGGAGAUCGGUUCCGACUCGACACUGCGCCAGGAUGCCGACGCUUUCCUGGAACAGUGUCAACGUACGCUGUCGGCGGUGUUGCAGGACAAAGACGUAGCCAAUCUGAUCCGCACCAGUCAACGCAUCAUCGCCGUCCUGUCUCCCAAAGGCGCAUACGUGAACGGCGAACUGAUACAGGAUGCGAUCGACGUCUUCCUCCCGCUCGCUGUCCAAGCGAUCCAGUACGUGCCCAUACCUCGCCUCGAAAUCUCAACGCCGGAGCUCGACCUGCUUCUGGAGAACCUGAUCAUCGAGCCGGGAAGGACCGUCAACCAGUCGUCCUUCUUCCCUUACAGGAUCCGCGUCGAGACGUACAACGACUUGGAGAUCCGCAAGGCCCGGUUCCGGACGACGUCCAAGGUCAGCUCGACUAUGACCAUCAAGAUCGACGGGCUGAGUGCGCGCGCUGACGAGAUCGGCUUCUGGCUCCGCGCUCACAAGGGCCUCCUCCGGCUCGCCGACGAGGGCAUCGCCAGCUUCCAGCUCGACGAGCGUGGCGUCGACGUCCACUUGGACGUCGAGAUCUGCAAGGACAAGCUGGAGAAGAUGGUCAGCCUCAAGGCCGUCCGCGUGCACGUUCACAAGCUCAACUACCAGAUGCGCCGGAGCAAGUUCUCCCUCUUCGGCUGGCUGCUGAAGCCGCUGCUGCGGCCGCUCGUGCGCAAGGUCGUGGAGAGGCAGCUCGCCGCCGCCAUCGCGGACGCCAUCCACGCCGCCAACCGCGAGCUCCUCUACGCCAGGGAGAGGCUGCGCGCCACCCGCAUCGCCAACCCGCACGACCUGCGCACCUUCUUCAAGGCCGUCGCUGCCCGGCUCGCCCCGGAGGACGACCCGGACGUGUACACCCGCCUCGGCGUCUCCCAGCCGGGCAGGGGCGUCUUCAAGGGCGUAUACGCGCCCGGCAGCAUCGUCAAGCUGUGGAACGAGGAGGCCGCCCAGGCCGCAGAGCGCGUCGAGGCGUUCCGCGAAGACGGCUGGAGAAACGAGAUCUUCGACGUGCACGCGAGGUACAUGGCUUGAACCUGGCGUUUACCAACUCACGACGUCGAACAAAGGGUAACAUGAUUCAGGGGGGACUUGGCCUUGUUCGUUCUUUCUUUUUGUCCGUCCGCUCCUCUUUUCUCUCUCUCUUUGAUAUGCAAGAUAUCGGAACCUGUACAUACACGUGUAGUAACAAGUAAUAAAAACCAGUUCAGGCUCUUUUUUCUUUUAAUAAAAAAAA